Salvelinus namaycush (lake trout) is the source of this 4414-nucleotide messenger RNA. RefSeq names its product ribosome biogenesis protein BMS1 homolog. Gene Ontology annotation, molecular function: U3 snoRNA binding; GTPase activity; GTP binding. The transcript is spliced from 22 exons. Gene Ontology annotation, cellular component: 90S preribosome; nucleus. NCBI's taxonomy places the organism in Eukaryota, Metazoa, Chordata, Actinopteri, Salmoniformes, Salmonidae. Gene Ontology annotation, biological process: maturation of SSU-rRNA from tricistronic rRNA transcript (SSU-rRNA, 5.8S rRNA, LSU-rRNA); ribosome biogenesis; endonucleolytic cleavage of tricistronic rRNA transcript (SSU-rRNA, 5.8S rRNA, LSU-rRNA). Bases 131 to 3868 code for a protein of 1245 amino acids. The record is from RefSeq and is a predicted model, not a curated record.
AGUACGCACGUGAGACAGUUGGAAACACGUUUGUUUUGCAACUGUUAUAUUUAUCCAGAUGAAGUAAACAUUAACUGACUGGAAAUCAAGUCGUUGGAAGUAACGUUAGAUAUCUCACAGAAAGGAGAAGAUGGAGGGGAAGGAGCCAAAGAAGGAACAGAAGCGGCACCAGCAGAAGCACAGCGGGCCCAAGGCGGAGAGGAAGAAGAGCAGGAAGCAGCUGGGAACUCCAGCCGGAGAUGACGAGCGCAAGAGGAACCCCAAAGCGUUUGCGGUCCAGUCAGCAGUGCGCAUGGCCAAAACCUUCCACAGAGCCCAGGACCUAAAGGUCAAGAAACAUCACAUACCCCUGGUGGACCGCACCCCUUUAGAGCCUCCCCCAAUAGUGGUGGUGGUGGUAGGACCCCCCAAGGUGGGCAAGAGCACCCUCAUCCGCUGCCUGAUCAAAAACUUCACCCGGCAGAAACUAGCGGACAUCUGCGGGCCUGUGACUAUCGUCUCUGGAAAGAAGAGGCGUCUUACCUUCAUCGAGUGUAGCAAUGACAUCAAUACAAUGAUUGACUUGGCAAAGGUUGCUGACCUGGUGCUGAUGCUCAUUGACGCCAGCUUCGGGUUUGAAAUGGAGACCUUUGAGUUCCUCAACAUCUGCCAGGUGCACGGCUUCCCGCGCAUCAUGGGCGUGCUCACCCACCUGGACUCGUUCCGCAACAACAAGGCCCUUCGCAAGACCAAGAAGCGGCUCAAGCAUCGCUUCUGGACUGAGGUCUACCAGGGUGCCAAACUCUUCUACCUGUCCGGUAUGGUGUACGGAGAGUACCAGACCCAGGAGGUCAAGAACCUGGGCCGCUUCAUCUCCGUCAUGAAGUUCCGCCCGCUGGUGUGGCAGCAAUCUCAUCCCUACGUCGUGGCCGACCGCAUGGAGGAUUUGACGGACCCCGAGAUGGUGAGGGUGGACCCCAAGUGUGAUCGUACUGUAUCUCUCUAUGGCUACCUGAGGGGGACAUACUUGAAGAGUAAAGGCCAGGUCCAUAUCCCUGGUGUGGGGGACUUUGCGGUGGCAGACAUCAGCUUCCUGCCAGACCCCUGUGCUCUGCCUGAAGCGCAGAAGAAGAGGGCGCUAAACGAGAAGGAGCGGCUGCUCUACGCUCCCAUGGCAGGGGUCGGGGGGGUCGUGUACGAUAAGGACGCAGUGUACAUCGACCUGCCCGGCGGCCACGUCAAUCAAGAACAGGAGGAGGUCCGUCCCACCACAGAGUUGGUCCAAUCCCUCAUCAGUACACACACCACCCUGGAUGCCAAGAUGGCCGCCAGCAAAGUGUCACUGUUCACAGGGGCGGCUGCCCUGACCCCCGGGGAAGUGGAGGAGGAGGAGGAGGAGAAUGGGCUGACGUCAGGACCCCAGGAGAGCCGAGUCUGGGACCCUGAGACACAGAGAGAGAGGAGGAAGGCUGUCUUCACUGAAGAGGAAGAUGAUGAUGAUGACAGCGAGGGUAGCAGUGACGAAGAGGGGGAUGAGGAAGGAGAGUCUGAAGAAGAGGAUGAGGGGGUAAACAAAGGGGAAGAAGAAGAAACUGUUUUGAAGAAAGAGGCUAAGGACAAAACUGAACCAAAAGAGAAGCAAGGAAUAAAGACCAUCCCUCCAGUGAAGAGACAGAAGAUGGAGGAAAGGAAAGUGGAGAAAGAGCCAGUGGUGGAGGUACCUGCCUUUGCAGACAGUGAGGAUGAGCUGGAAAUGAGUGAGGAGGAGGAAGGGGGGAAGGGAGAGCAGGAGAGUGAAGGAGAGGAAAGCGAUUCGGAGGGGGAAGAAGACGGUGCAGUGGAAAAGGGUGAUCUCAAACCGAUAGACUCGGGUCAUUGCUCGGAGGAGGAGGAUGCGAGUGAUUCAAUAGAGGAUGACUGCGAAACCAUUGUCUCGGGCAAAGAAAGCAAGAAGUCGAAUGCCAUCUCCAAAAUGGAAGAGGAAGAUGAGGAGAUGGAGGGAGGAGAGCUGUGCUAUGAAAGUGCAGGGUCACUGCGGUGGAAGGAGGGCCUGCAACAGAAAGCGUCGGAGGCGUUUCUACGGCAACAGCGCGCCGCCCCCAACCUGCGUAAACUGGUGUAUGGCACAGUGGGAGAGGAUGAUGGUGAUGGGGAGGAGGAUGAGGAGGAGCUGGGAGGGCUGUUUCGAGUCAGCCGCCCCGAGAAGGGCAAGAAGCAUCGUGCGGACGGCGUGGACUGCUCCCGUUUUGACCCCGAUGCCGCUCGCAAUUGGGACCUGGAAGAGAUGCUGGACUCGAUACGGGACUGUUUUGUGACGGGGAAAUGGGAAGACGAUCAAGAUGCUGCUACAUUGCUGAAAGAGGAUGAGGAGCUGUAUGGGGACUUUGAGGACUUGGAGACGGGGGAAGUGCACAAGGGGAAAGCUGCCAAGCAGAAGGACCAAGCCAAGGAAGAAAGUGAGGAGGAGGAGGAGGAGAAGCUGAUGAAGGUGGACGACGAGACCCAGAAGAACAAGCGCCUGGAGAAGAAACGGCGGCUGAAGGAGCGUUUCGACACUGAGUACGACGACGGAGACGCCACCUACUUUGACGACCUCAAGGAGGAGAUGCAAAAACAGGCAGAGCUGAACCGGGCUGAGUUUGAGGACGUGGAUGACGAGACACGGGUCCAGUACGAGGGCUUCCGGCCUGGCAUGUAUGUCCGUCUGGAGAUCCCCUCCCUGCCCUGCGAGUUUGUCACCAACUUUGACCCCCACUAUCCCAUCAUCCUCGGGGCUCUAGGUGCCAGCGAGGGGAACGUAGGCUACCUGCAGAUGCGGUUAAAGAAACAUCGAUGGCACAGCCGGAUCCUGAAAACGCGCGACCCCCUCAUCCUGUCCCUGGGCUGGCGUCGCUUCCAGACCAUCCCUUUGUACCACAUCGAGGACCACAACGGGCGCCACCGCCUGCUCAAGUACACACCGCAGCACAUGCACUGUGGUGCCACCAUCUGGGGUCCCAUCACACCUCAGGGUACUGGCUUCCUGGCUGUGCAGUCAGUCGCAGGAACUAAGACCAGUUUCCGCAUCGCAGCUACAGGAGUCGUCCUUGACCUGGACAAAUCGGUGACCAUAGUCAAAAAGCUCAAGCUGAUUGGCUACCCAUACAAGAUCUACAAGAACACAUCAUUCAUCAAGGGGAUGUUCAACAGCGUGCUGGAGGUGGCGAAAUUUGAAGGGGCCUCCAUCCGAACAGUCAGUGGGGUCAGAGGUCAAAUUAAGAAGGCCCUGUCAACGCCGGCGGGAGCCUACAGAGCCACAUUCGAAGACCGGCUGCUGAUGAGUGACAUUGUGUUCCUGCGCUCCUGGUACCCGGUGUCAGUCCCUCAGCUCUACAACCCCGUGACCUCCCUGCUGAUGCCAGCGGGCCAGAAGGACAGUUGGUCGGGCAUGAGGACGGUGGGCCAGUUGAAACACGACCUGGGGAUCCGCAACAAGCCGAACACAGACUCGCUGUACAAGCCGGUGGUGCGAGCGCAGCGCCACUUCAACAAACUGCACAUCCCCAGGGAGCUGCAGAAGGCAUUGCCCUUCAAGAGCAAGCCCAAACAGGACCAGCCCAAGGGCAAGACGCCCAAGGACCUCCAGAGGCCCGCUGUCAUACGGGAGCCCCACGAGAGGAAGGUGGCGGCGCUGCUCAACGCACUGAGCACAGUGCACAACUACAAGAGCAAGAAAGCGCACACGGCGCAGCACGCUAAGCACAAGGACUUCCUGCGGCAGCGGGACAAGGCGGAGGAGGACAAGCUCAAGAGGCAGAAGGAGGCAAAGAAGAAGCUUUACCGUAUGAUGGGCCAGAAGGAGAAGAAGAGUCAGAGGUCCAGUCUGAAAGGGGCCCCGCUUGAUGACUGAUUUGUAAAUCAAUGUGACUCUCUUAAAGACCAGUGUAAUAACUUUUCGGCCUACCAAUGGAAUGGAAUUAAUCCUCUGUUUAAGCAUAAUCUGUUGGGCUGCAGUGGAGUAGGGUGAAAUCGCCCCUAGAUGCUGAUCUUGGGUCAGUUUAGCAGUUUCCCCGUUAAAGGGAUACUUUGGGAUUUUGGCAAUGAAGCCCUUUGUAUUCUUCCCUAGAGUCAGAAACUCAUUCAUGGAUACGAUUUCUAUGUCUCUGCAUCCAGUAUGAAGGAAAGAUUGGGGGAGGGGAAGCUUAUCCUAGAUCUGUACCUAGGGGGAUCUUCACCCAGAGGGUCUGCAGUACUGGGGUAGGAGACAGUGCAAAUGCAAGGAAUGGAUGAACAUCCUUCAGCUUCUGUAGCCUGGUUGUGUAAUGUGGUUUUUCAACGCCAGUUAUUGACAACUCAUUUUGAGUGGUUCCAUAGUGGAACUAAAAAGAACUGUAUAUUAGUCAUAUCUUGACCACUUUUCCAGCUUCAAUCUUGCGUGGUGUUUAAAUAAAAAAUA